Messenger RNA from Aspergillus campestris IBT 28561, 441 nucleotides. RefSeq lists its product as uncharacterized. Lineage: Eukaryota; Fungi; Ascomycota; Eurotiomycetes; Eurotiales; Aspergillaceae. The transcript is spliced from 3 exons. The record is from RefSeq and is a predicted model, not a curated record. The coding region runs from base 1 to 441 and encodes 146 amino acids.
AUGCCGAUGAACUGGAACGCCGAUACUGAUGCCAAACUCCUAGUGGGAAUCCUCAUGCAGCUCCGCUCCGCCGGCGUCAAGGUGAAUACCUACGAACUGGCGGUGUUCAUGGGACCUGAAUGUACGCCCAGUGCCAUCGAAAACCGCAUCGUCCGCCUCCGCCGUCAGGUCGAAGGUCUGCCUGAGACCCCCGAGGCCGGACGCACCCCUCAGAAGACGAAGCGCAAGGACGCCCAUUCGGAGCCCAAGACACCCACGAAGAAGGGGAAGGCUACAGAUCUCAUGCAAGACUCUGAGUGGCCUGAGGUGUCUGUUGAAGUGCCUGUCGUCAAGAUGGAGGUGAAGAAAGAGGUCAAGCAGGAACCAGGCCAUAACGGGGAUGCUGCGGUGCCGGAGGACUUUAAGCUGGAGGAAGUGGUCACCUUUGUUGAUGUUGAGUGA